AUGGCGGACGAGGACGGGGAAGGGAUUCACCCCUCGGCCCCUCACAGGAACGGAGGUGGCGGCGGCGGCGGUGGGGGCUCCGGGCUCCACUGCGCGGGGAACGGCGGCGGGGGAGGCGGCGGCCCGCGGGUCGUGCGCAUCGUCAAGUCCGAGUCCGGCUACGGCUUCAACGUGCGGGGCCAAGUGAGCGAGGGCGGGCAACUGCGGAGCAUCAACGGGGAGCUGUACGCGCCGCUGCAGCAUGUGAGCGCCGUGCUGCCCGGGGGGGCGGCCGACCGGGCCGGGGUGCGCAAGGGGGACCGCAUCCUGGAGGUGAACGGCGUGAAUGUUGAGGGGGCGACACACAAGCAGGUGGUGGACCUGAUCCGAGCAGGCGAGAAGGAGUUGAUCUUGACAGUGUUAUCUGUGCCUCCACAUGAGGCAGAUAACCUAGAUCCCAGUGACGACUCGUUGGGACAAUCGUUUUAUGAUUACACAGAAAAGCAAGCAGUGCCCAUAUCGGUCCCCACAUACAAACAUGUGGAGCAGAAUGGUGAGAAGUUUGUGGUAUACAAUGUUUAUAUGGCAGGGAGACAGCUGUGCUCUAAGCGGUACCGGGAAUUUGCUAUCCUGCACCAGAACCUGAAGAGAGAGUUUGCCAACUUUACAUUUCCCCGACUCCCAGGGAAGUGGCCGUUCUCUUUAUCAGAACAGCAGUUAGAUGCCCGACGUCGGGGGUUGGAAGAAUAUCUAGAAAAAGUAUGCUCAAUACGUGUCAUUGGUGAGAGUGACAUCAUGCAGGAAUUCCUGUCAGAAUCAGAUGAGAACUACAAUGGUGUGUCCGACGUCGAGCUGAGAGUAGCAUUACCAGAUGGAACAACAGUUACAGUCAGGGUUAAAAAGAACAGUACUACAGACCAGGUGUAUCAGGCUAUUGCAGCAAAGGUUGGCAUGGACAGUACAACAGUGAAUUACUUUGCCUUAUUUGAAGUGAUCAAUCAUUCCUUUGUACGUAAGCUGGCACCCAAUGAAUUUCCUCAUAAACUGUACGUCCAGAAUUACACGUCAGCUGUGCCAGGUACCUGCCUGACCAUUCGAAAGUGGCUUUUCACGACAGAAGAAGAAAUCCUCUUAAAUGAUAAUGACCUUGCUGUUACCUACUUUUUUCAUCAGGCCGUUGAUGAUGUAAAAAAAGGUUACAUCAAAGCAGAGGAAAAGUCCUACCAGUUACAGAAGCUGUAUGAACAAAGGAAAAUGGUCAUGUAUCUCAACAUGCUGAGGACCUGUGAGGGCUACAAUGAAAUCAUCUUCCCGCACUGCGCCUGCGACUCCCGGAGGAAGGGGCACGUCAUCACAGCCAUCAGCAUCAGGCACUUUAAGCUGCAUGCCUGCACGGAAGAAGGGCAGCUGGAGAACCAGGUGAUAGCAUUUGAGUGGGACGAGAUGCAGCGGUGGGAUACGGAUGAAGAAGGAAUGGCCUUCUGCUUUGAGUACGCUCGAGGAGAAAAGAAGCCUCGAUGGGUUAAGAUCUUCACACCAUAUUUUAAUUAUAUGCACGAAUGCUUCGAGAGGGUGUUCUGUGAGCUCAAGUGGAGAAAAGAGAACAUUUUCCGGAUGGCGAGGUCACAGCAGAGGGAUGUGGCCACCUAGCCUUCCCUCACCCCUCCUCUUCACCCUCGUCCUCUCACCCCUUCCGUCUCCUGUGUCAGAGAGUAACCAUUAACACAAAAGAAGAGAAAAAGGAAAAAAGUCAUUAUGUUCAAAAGCCCUAAACUAAAUGCUAUUAAUAAUCCCUCUGGGUCUCAUGUCUCUGGAAUUGAGCUGGUGGAGAGCACAGACCGGUCCACACUGGGAGCAGCUGAGUUAAGACAGGAAGUUGAGCCCAAGCACGUGCCAGAGGCGUCUCCUUUCACCUGGGCCUCCCGCCAACACCCCUUGCGCUGUGGUGUUAAAACCGGAGCUAUGAACUCCGCCCAUUGGCACUGUUCCGACAUAUAUAUGUAUGUAUGUAAAAAUUAUAUAUACACAGAUUAGCUGCACGUAUAUACAUAUAUAUAUUUCUUUUUAAAUUUCAUAUCGAUGGCAGUACCUUUUUUAGCUUGUGUUUUUACACACCUUUCACUAGAAUUCAUGACUUCUCUCUUGCUCUCUUUAUUUUGAAACAAACUUUAAAAAGGAAAAAAAAAAUUACUGGGAAAAUACCUCUCCUCAUGAAGGACUCGAAAAGUUUACAACCUGCUUGGGUUUUUCCCCCCCUUUUUUGUAUCGAGUGAGAUUCUGGCUCAUGGUUGCCACAGAGUCAGGAGCAAGGAACGCAGUUUCUUUAUCUUCCUAGAGGCCGCUGGGGAGGAGGCGGAGGUGGGUUUCUCAAGGGCCAGAGGCUUGCACAUCUGCAGGGAGAAUCUGAAGGCUUGGCAUGGCCCUCGAUUCCGAGACAGCUGUCCUGCCCAGCCCUGUCCCCAUCACGGCUUUGUGGCCACACUCCCCAUCUCCUUCUUGCUUCCCGAGGGCCCUGGUGUGCUCUCCCUCCACUGGCCUAGAAUGGAGGGGAGAGGCGGGCUCAGGAGGCUGAUGCCACAGAACCGGAAAUGCUUUGUGGUUCUAAUUUCCCAUUUCUGAAGAGCAGGCAGAGUACUAGGGACCAGAGUUAAAGCCAAUAGCUUUAGGCACAAAGAUUGGACUGAGGCCGGGGAAAGGAAGGAAGGACUGCCCUGUGUGCCUCAGCUUUUCCCCACUCCGUUCCUGACCGGUAACCGCCCGUAACCAUACAUUCUCUGUGACUUCCUUAAACAGCUGUGUCGCAGAAGAACCUGACUGUGUCCCCAGAGCCUUGGGGAAACUUGGUCAGUGGUCCUUGCCAACCAAACCAGUGCCCGUCCAAGCCAGCUGAGGACCCGAGAGGGACCAGUAGGGAUACGGGUGAUGUGGGUUGGAGCUCAGCUUUUAAUAAGGAGACUAAAGGGAAGCCUUUCUGUCCUUCAAAGAGCUCCUUACUCACCUGGGGAUUUUGAGACCUAAGAGCUGCACCCCAGGCCCUAGGGGGCCGGGCUCACCAGCUGGGGCAACGCUCUCGGCGCCGCGCUCUAUGGAUGCUGCGCUGGCAGCUCCAAGUCAGGCUCUGGCGCACCUGAGACGUCUGUGUGUUUCUUUUUCCCUUCUCCGCUUUCCAAACAAAACCUCCACUGGGUGGCGUCCUCUGCUUUGUCUCAUCGGGAGCCAGCGGGGCAGUGGUGGGGCAGCUGGAAGUUUCCGUUCUGCCAACUUGGUUUUGCAAAUCAUCACAAGGCCACUUUCUGUCAUCCUGGCGGCUGCUUGCCCCGGGACAGUGCGGGGUCAUACAGGACAUCUGUCCUCCCUCCCUUUCUCCAAACCCAGGUUGAGCCGCACAGAGCAGAGCCUAGGGAUGCUGAAUGUUCAAAGUCGCAGAGAGCCAGCCUCAGUUUGAAAGUUUUGAUAACAGAAUUAGCUUCUUUUGGCUUCCGUGAAUUUGAUAAGGAGCCAGAGGGUCCUAGAAAAGAGACACUCUGGUUCCCCGCCCCAAGAUGCUGCCGUGGCUUUGGGGCCAGCUUUUCCCCACUGCACAGGCACAGCAGUUUGCCCCUGCUCCCUCAGAGCGGGGGAGGGAUGAACAAAUCUGGGAGCCCAUGCAGCAUCCCCGUGCUGACCUCUGGGUGGGAGCUGGGAGGAUGCCCUCAGGUGGGGUCCCCUUGAGCUGGGUGGGGGCCGCUCCACUCCCUGUGGCGGAGCGUGGCCACCUGGUGCUUUGGGGACUGGGCGAGGGCACCGCGCCUGGUCGUCGGCCAUUGGCCGAGUCUGUUUGGAAACAGCCCCUCCUUGCGGCUGUACCGCUGAAGAGCUGCCGAGGAAGGGCAGGAGGGAGUCCCAGCAGAGGGCACCCUUCCCCUCCCUCCCGCAGCAGGCCUCACGCUGGCCACCGCAGAGCUCACCGGGGGCUCCACAGAUCAAGUCUGUUUUGCAUGAAGCAGUGUUAGUGUGACCCUCCUUCCCCUGUUCCAUACUCCCUCACCCUCACCCCUGCUGCCAUUCUUCGCCCGGGUCCUGCCCAGGGAGCCUUUGCCUGGGCUCAUUUUGCUGUUUGUCUCUGGAAGAUGGAGGGGCUUCCCCCACCCCCCGCCCCAGCAGCGCCCGUGGGAUGUCCCCCUCCACGCCCGGUGUCUAUCCUCUUUGCUAAAAGCUCCGAGUUUUGUACAGAUCAGGGAAAAGGGCCGCCCGAGAAACCUGUCCCUGCAGAAGGGGUCCCUUGGCCGUGCUUGGGCUCUCUGUGCUUUAUAUUUGUAUUCUCCUCUCCAUUGUCCUGAGCCCAGCCCGGCUGUGUGCUCAGGGCAGCUCGAGGCCUGGCCAGUUUAUCCCGGCUAUCUCCCCCCCCCACAGCCCCCCCGCCCCCGACCCCAUGCCGGUAGCUUUGGUUCUCUUCUCAGAGCUCCAAACCUAGUGCCUGGAGCCGAGCCGCAGUACCGGGCAUUGACUGGAGGGGACACAUCUCUCUCCUCUCAGAAUUUGCCCCCUCGUGGCCUCGCUCCAAGGAGGCACUUUUCCUCCAGGGGACUGUAUCCUGGUUGGCCCAAAGUCUCCAGACCCGGAGGGACUACCGUUCCCCCCUUUUCUCCGUCGUGCUUUCUGGCGGGGUCAAUUCAGAGACCAUUUGGGCUGUUGGAGCCCAGCACACCGCCAGGUUUGCUUGCCAGGUUCACUGUCCCAUUAGCUUCCCUUUGAAGGGGGGCCGCGUGGUUGAUGCCAGAGAGGGGAGCGGUGACAGGGGAGCGGUGACGGCGGGAGUCCCAUGUUCCAGCGCCACCGCCAGCCUGCCUUCCCCCCCCAACCUGAGCGCCCACCAGCCCCGUGGGGGGGAGGCAGCUCACUCCCCAGCAAUAAUCUCAGUGUGGGGAGCUGGGGCUCCAGGGCAGGGCAGGGGCGGGGAGGGCGGACACCAGUUUUAUAUCAUGCCCCCUUUUUAAGCCAGCGAGCUGGGCUUCAGUUUUCCCCCAGGCCAUGCACACUUUUAAUUUAUUUGAGAAACUCUAAUUGUAUUUUCACUGCAGUAUCUUGUAUUUUUUAUUUGUGAUUUGAGAAAUGUGAAGAGAAAAUACACAGACACGUAAUGGCUAACAGUGUUUCUUUCAUUCCUUGUUCUACAGCUAACCACUCUAAAAUUGUUUGGUAAUGUCACUUAGUGUAAUUAAUUGUAACAUAUUCUUUUAAAUAAAUUGAUUUAUUGAUGAAACUAG
Hyaena hyaena (striped hyena) is the source of this 5225-nucleotide messenger RNA. RefSeq names its product sorting nexin 27 (gene SNX27). Gene Ontology annotation, biological process: signal transduction; intracellular protein transport. Gene Ontology annotation, molecular function: phosphatidylinositol-3-phosphate binding; protein binding. NCBI's taxonomy places the organism in Eukaryota, Metazoa, Chordata, Mammalia, Carnivora, Hyaenidae. The record is from RefSeq and is a predicted model, not a curated record. The transcript is spliced from 12 exons. Bases 1 to 1629 code for a protein of 542 amino acids. Gene Ontology annotation, cellular component: early endosome.